Molecule: messenger RNA, 4493 nt
Organism: Physeter macrocephalus (sperm whale)
Lineage: Eukaryota; Metazoa; Chordata; Mammalia; Artiodactyla; Physeteridae
Gene: SH3BGRL2
Product: SH3 domain binding glutamate rich protein like 2
Exons: 6
Coding region: 1-975 (324 amino acids)
Cellular component (GO): cytoplasm
Source: RefSeq, a predicted model, not a curated record
AUGUGGGCUGAAGCCACCUUCUUUGGCCGUGUUGGUGAGCAGGAGGCCCAAAGAGCUGUGAAGGACGUUUCCUUGGCACCAUGUCACCGUGCAGCUCAGGACAGAUGGCAGGGCACAUACAGCCACAGAGAGACGCAGGAGCCCACUGGAACAGUGAUACUGCAGCCGGCCUUGCUCUCGAAAGCCCAGGCAUUUGAGGUCCUGAGGUCUGCUAAGGUUUUCCGGUGGGGCGGAGGCCGGGAACCCAGGAUCCUCGCCACUCCCGUCAUAGCUUCUUCCCGGCCUCGGGUGGCCUUCCAGCCACCUGCGCGCGUCCGGCAUCGACGCGCAGCGAGGAGGCGGUUGGUAGGACCUCAGUCCACCGCCAUCCCAGGGAGCUGCGGAGACUACAACUCCCAUCACGCCCCGCAGCCGGCUCCCUCCCCUCCCCUCUGCCCCUCCUCUCUACCUUGGCCGGCGGUCGGGAAGCUCUCAGCUUUUAUCUGCAGACCGGGCGGGAGGGAUCCGGAUCCCUGCGAUCUUCCCAGACCGGAGCGCUGUGCCCGGCGGUGGCGGUGGCGGUGGCGGCGGCUCUCAGCUGAGUUCUGCCUCCGCGUCCGCGCCAGCCCGGAGCCUCCGGGGGCCGACGGUCAGUCCCGGCGCGGCGAGAGGAUGGUCAUCCGCGUGUUCAUCGCCUCCUCCUCGGGCUUCGUGGCGAUAAAGAAACAGCAGCAGGAUGUGGUUAGAUUUCUGGAAGCCAACAAGAUAGAGUUUGAGGAGGUGGACAUCACGAUGUCAGAAGGGCAGAGGCAGUGGAUGUACAAGAACAUCCCCCCGGAGAAGAAGCCCGCCCAGGGCAACCCUCUGCCACCUCAGAUAUUUAACGGUGACCGAUACUGUGGAGAUUAUGACAGUUUCUUUGAAUCCAAGGAAAGCAACACAGUCUUUUCAUUCUUAGGCCUGAAAUCACAGUUGGCAUCAAAGGCAGAACCUUAGCGCAGACAAGCGGAAGAGGACGGAGAUGCAUUUUGGAGCUCCCCUGGUACUCAGCACACACCUGCUUACCUAAUGCAUCACUGUGACAGAAGCCACAUGCAUUAUCAGUAACUUUGCUUGCCAUGGAAAAGGUGUUUUGGGAAGACACGGGUCUAAUGGGAUUGCAUGAGUGCUUUAAACCAAAUCAGGACCGUUGGUGGGUUUUUUCCUUGUUUUCAGAAUUGCCUGCAGUUGCUUCACUCACCCGGAGGAGGCACUGUCACCUGUUAACAGGUGUGCCUCCUGAAUAAGUGAGUGAUAAGCGGGUGGCACCGUCGGAGAGAGAAUACUGGAUCUGCCCUGGGUUGUAGUUGAUGCCAGGAGAGUUCCGACCUGCUUCCCUUCAGGCUGCCUAGGUGGUGUCCUUGAAAUUAGUCUGCCAGGCUAUUAGAAUACUUUGAUCAGAAAGAAAAAAAGCAAUGUUGGUUGACAAAGGGCUAAAGAUCUUCGCUGCAGAUUCACAAGCAUCACUAUUCCAGUGCUUUGUCAUAACUGUAGGAAAAGUUAGAUGUUCUAGCCUCCUUUUGGUAAUGGAAAUUCUUACCCCCAUCAAUCCUCCAAGCCCCUACAGAUGUUUCCAGAAAUCACUGUUGCAACAAGGUGUGAUCAGAACCGAGUAACAGGGAUGAAAAGAAUUGCUGUUUUGAAAAAUACAUGCUUCUUUACCUCUUACAAAGGAAAAGUUUCACCUGAUGUGUAAGAUUGCUUAAAAGAUAUAUUUAAAGAGGUGCACUGACAGUUAAUUUACAGGGACAUUAUCUGACUCGCACCUGAAGGCAUUUCAGCUCUAGCAGCUUAUUAUGCGUAAGUGCACAUAUAUUUUUAAACGCAGCUCCCCGAGCUAAUAGCUGCUUAUAUAUUUUGCAAAGGGAUUAUAUUUUUCGAGAAAGGAAGAUCCCGGUUAGAUGUAUUUUGUGAACCCUUGAUGAGGCGUAUUAAAAGAUACUAAUAUUGCUUCACACUUUAAUUUUUUUUCCUGUGUUACUUUUCAUUGGUCCUCUGACUCUGCCAGCUCAUAUUUCUGGCCAGUGCACAGUUCCGGAUUUUCAGAGUAGCAUAGAUACAUGUUCUCCUUCCCUAUAUGAACACCAGUGAUUUUUCAGAACAGAGUGCAUACAAGAAAGGGGCUGUCAGAGGCUCACUCUGAAUCGUACUUGGCAUGUGAAAUCUCUCCUUCCUUUGGCGUGGAUGCUGAUAAACACUGAACCUGUCGACUUCAUUUGGGCAAAGGCUCCUUUUCUGCAUCCUUGUCCCUGCUCACAUUUUUUUUAGAGUUUUUAGUUGUCAGACCUGGCAAUAGUCUUGAAUAGAAUAAAUUCAGAGGGCUGCCUAAGAUAUUCUGCUAUUCUCAGCGUCCUGAUGGUGGACCUGCCCUUCAGAUUCUGAGCAGGAAGUUUGUAAGAAAUGGAAAGAACAGAAGAGUUUAGUCCCUGUCACCUGUGUUCUCUCUCCCUCCAACUUGCUAAAUGUGGACUAUUCUAAAGAACUUGUUCAGUGCUAAAGCUGACAUCCCAGCCUGAGAUUUGCAUCCCAGGACUACAGCCAGAAGAAAAGCAUGCCACUGAUUCCUAGGUGACUGGAACAGAAUCAUAAUCCACAGUUUUCUCUGCAAGGAAAGCUGCUGUAAAAUCAUGGCUGUGACUGCUUAGGUGGCAUCACAUACGAUCCAGGUCGAAUUCCACCUGAUAAAUCCCAGGGACUCUCCAGGAAAUUUUUUGGAACUGGAUAUCGUGUUAAAGUCUAAGAAGACUUAGAAUUUCUUUUUAAGAUACAGCAGUUUUUAAAAAGUUAAUGUUGCAAUGGUCUAACUCACAUUUUGUCUACUCUUGCCAGUGAGUACCAAGAAGCAACUUGGUAAGAUCGAGUCUUGGGGUUGUAGGAUCAAUACAAUACCUGCUAGACCAAGAAAGCUACUCAGAAUUGUUUGUCUCAAAACUUCUGAAUUACUCUGGUUGUAGUAGGCCCAGUAUGGUUGUGCUAAACAGACUAGAUGAAUAGGAGUGCUAAAGUAUUUAACACAGUUAUAGAUCAUCUACCCCACCCCACUUUUUUUUUUUUUUUUUUUUGGAGCAGCAAAGAAAUAGGAGAGACCAGCUUCACCUGGUAUUGUACUUGUUACGAGCGAGCUAGAAACACAUUGUGUGGCAUUUCCCUCAGUACCCAGGCUCUGCAGGGUCCUAAGGUAUUGCCCUCUGGGACCACACCGUGUUCAGAGAAUACUGUGUCCUUACUUUUGUUUUACCAGCUGAAUUCCAAACCUGUAAUGGUUUUCUUCAUCCCUUCUUUAACUAGCUGCCUUUAGAUCUGGAUAAUCACAGUCUUAAAAAUCUAGGAAAGGAGUGGAUGGGAGUUGCAGACAUAGAUGUAAUAUCAAAAGCAUUUUAAGACAGAAUUUUUAUUUCCUAUAGUAGGCUUGUUGGGGGCAAAGAAAAUGUGCUGCUAAAAAUCAAAUAAUGGCAUUUUAAAAUGAGAUAAAAUACAGAGUGCCAUCCUGCUAGGUAUAUGCAGACCAGAAGAAAAUUUAGUUGGGGAAGUACUUGUUUUUCCAGAUUCUGGUAUUCUAUCAAAAUCAAAGAGGAGAAAAGGAGGAUUUUUUUUCUCUCAGGCUCUAAUAUAUUUUAGAUUUGUUUCUGUUUUAUAGAUUUAUUCAACACUCCCACAUAGAUGUUUUUAUAUUACAUGAAUUUAAUAAUGAACUAAACGUAUUUUUCUCCUUUGUUGUUGAAAGGUACCAAAGCCUCUUUCUGGUUUGUUUUGUUUUGUUUUUUAAUUUGAUUUUGCUGUAUAGGGUUUUGCUUUUUCUAGAAAUGCUUACAUCUUUUCUAAAGUGUCACAGCCCACUUUAUCUGCAAAAUUAUUGUGUUUAGAUUUCAAUUUGUGUGCAUUUGUCUCUAAAGGUAUUAAAGAGGAAUAAAUUACAGAAAACACACAUUCUGAAAAUGGAGUGCUUGUUCCCGACCAUUUCUUACACCUUUUCUAAUUUUGCUUCUGUGUUUGGUUGAAACCGUCUUGUUUAGUUGAGAUGCUGUAUUUCUGCUCCUAUCAUGAACCCCAUACCUGAAAGCUACAGAUUCGUUGUAAAAAUGCAGAUGGAUCAUUUGAGCACUUGAGGAGACACACUUGUGGUUGUGUGUGUGUGUGUCUGUAUGUGUGUGUUGGAGGUGACUGCAGAAUCAUCUCAGACCCUGACCAGGACGAAGGAUGGCGUUAAAUCACUCAUCCCCUGGUUGGUUCAAAUAGAUGACGGUGGCUUCCGAGUACAACGAAGCGAUGCGCUGUGGGUUCCCUUCCCUGAUUUCGUGCAGGAGAAAAGUACAGUGUAGCCACAACCCUUAAUAGCAGGGCUGCCUUCGCUGCACCCCCGUCUGAAGGCAGAAGACGUCUCUGAAGGCGGCGUCUGAAGUUAAGCCCAUCGCUGAACUAUUUCUAACUUAAACACCAGGAUGAGGGAGGGUGAAGGAGGAGAUAAAGAGAACAGG